AGUAUUGGUGCAAGAUGAUGAUGUUAUUGUUGGGGUUGAACUCCCAAAAUUAUAUACGUGGGAUUUUAAAACAGGACAAUAUAAGAUGAUCCUUAAUAAAAAUGGUAAAAUUACAAAUAAUUAUAAAGGUGGGAUUUAUGUACGUUAUGGAAAUACAUAUGAGAGUGUGCAUAAACCAAAAGAAGCAUCUGUGAAAAUACCAAAAAGAAGAAGAGCAAAAAAUCGUUUAAAAAAAAUAGGCAAUAAUUAA
Racocetra persica is the source of this 250-nucleotide messenger RNA. The record is from the annotation of a GenBank genome assembly. NCBI's taxonomy places the organism in Eukaryota, Fungi, Glomeromycota, Glomeromycetes, Diversisporales, Gigasporaceae.